This is a messenger RNA of Caenorhabditis remanei, 501 nucleotides long. RefSeq lists its product as uncharacterized. Lineage: Eukaryota; Metazoa; Nematoda; Chromadorea; Rhabditida; Rhabditidae. The record is from RefSeq and is a predicted model, not a curated record. Bases 1 to 501 code for a protein of 166 amino acids. The transcript is spliced from 4 exons.
AUGAUUGCGAAGCUCAAGAAAGCGAUCUCGGACAAGAUCACUCGUGUGAUCCGUCAUUUGUUCGAGUGCGACUUGUCGCAACCUUGCGAAUGUCAAGUCCGUCCGGACGACUACUAUGUCUCUGCCGACCCGGAGGCGAAGGCGGUCUAUCGCCUUCAUGACGAUCCGGGAGUCAUCCCACAUUCCGUACUCAUUUCGUGGAUCGGCAAGGAGACAGCAUAUAUCGAGUGGCGUGAUGACGGAGAGAAGCUCGACUGGAAACGAGCAUUGUUCGAUCUCCACGACAUCUUCUUCGAUUGCACCGAGUGGUUCCUUUACCAACGCUCGAUCCAUGCGUCCACCGUCAUCUACCACCGCCGCCUUCGUGCUUCGUACGAUCGCCCGAUCAGCGCUGCAUCACGCACCGUUAUCCUUCGUCUCCGCAAAAUCGCGGAGUUCGGGCGUCGUCUGUUUACCAGACGUGAGCGCCAACCACUCCAAGAGGCCAUCAUUCAGGAGUAA